AUGACCGACCAAGACAACUACAGCGACAUCCAGCAGGAAGUCCCUGCGUCUGCAGAUAUCGAGCCAGACCCAGAGAACGUAUAUCGCGGACACAAAGCUACCCUCAGCAACCCAAACACCUCAAAAGCAGCCAAAGACCAUUCUCGCCAGGUGCUCGAGAACGAGACUGACGAACCCGUUGACGCUUCAAACAAUAUCCACGGUGUUCAUGGAAGCGGCAACUCGCAGGACGAGCAGAAAGAUCCCGGUAAUAUUGCGCGUGGGUUGAAGGCUAGCAUCAGUAACCAGAAUGUCUCCGACGAAGCUAGGGAGAGGGCCAGGGAGAAGCUGAGAGAGUUGGAAGGUUAG
Hypoxylon trugodes is the source of this 348-nucleotide messenger RNA. RefSeq names its product Conidiation protein 6-domain-containing protein. Gene Ontology annotation, cellular component: cytoplasm. The transcript has 3 exons. The record is from RefSeq and is a predicted model, not a curated record. Bases 1 to 348 code for a protein of 115 amino acids. NCBI's taxonomy places the organism in Eukaryota, Fungi, Ascomycota, Sordariomycetes, Xylariales, Hypoxylaceae.